Molecule: messenger RNA, 288 nt
Organism: Alternaria burnsii
Lineage: Eukaryota; Fungi; Ascomycota; Dothideomycetes; Pleosporales; Pleosporaceae
Exons: 2
Coding region: 1-288 (95 amino acids)
Source: RefSeq, a predicted model, not a curated record
AUGUCGGGUACACUUUAUGUCCUAUACAAUGCCGACGCAUCCAUCAUUGGCAAGCUGCGAUAUGGGUAUCGAAAGAUUUGCCAUUCUACUGAGGAGAAUCCAGCUUGUGCAGCCUGUGAUAUCACACAUGGCGGUUUGUCACUGAAGGAGACACCAGCUUGGCUUGAAGCGAAGAGGGCGAUCGAAGCCGAGUCUGGCUACAAGAUCGUCCAGUGGCACCGGGAUGAGCUGUCUGAUGAGGUAUGUGACUUUUAUGAAAGAUGCAACGCUCUUGAGCUCGCACACUGA